AUGUCGAUCGAAAUCGUCCCGCUCGUCGAGGCCGACAUCCCCGGCGCUGUAGACUGUGUGCAGAGAUCCUUCGCAGACGACCCUUACUUCCGCUGGGUAUUCAAUCUGUCCAAGUUCAAUAUUGAGCGAAACUCAGCCUCUGUCGCGGCUCAUUUCCAGUAUGGAAUCAACUGCAAGUGUCCUGCCUCGGUGGCCAAAGUCACCCGUGCAGCAAGCGACCGAAAGACCGACCGCGACAUGAUGCUUGCUCCGGGCACGAUCGUUGGUGUGGCCUGGUGGUACCCACCGCAGCCGCUCUCCCAGCCCCAGACCUGGACGGUGUGGGCGCAGGAUUGGCUUCUCUCGUUCAAGCAGCUCAUGAACAACAUUCGCUUCCUUGGCCGGGGCGGUCUGGAUGUGAACCGAUACUGGAUCUGGAAACGGCUCCAAGGCGUUGCGCACGACACCUUGUGGGUGGAUCCACGGGGGUACUAUUUCUGCAACCUCCUCUGUGUGAGCUCCGCUGUUCGAGGCAUGGGGAUUGGGAAGAGACUCAUGCAAGAGAUCAUGGACAAGGCUGACCAGGAGGGGAUGCCCUGUUACCUUGAGAGCUCCAAGGGUUACCCCAAUGUGGCCAUAUAUGAGAAAAUGGGCUUCGAGCUUAUUGACAAGAUUGAAUGUGCCGAGGCGGAGAUACUUGCACUGUAA
This is a messenger RNA of Penicillium chermesinum, 687 nucleotides long. Its product is annotated as GNAT family N-acetyltransferase. Gene Ontology annotation, molecular function: acyltransferase activity, transferring groups other than amino-acyl groups. The record is from RefSeq and is a predicted model, not a curated record. NCBI's taxonomy places the organism in Eukaryota, Fungi, Ascomycota, Eurotiomycetes, Eurotiales, Aspergillaceae. The transcript has 2 exons. Bases 1 to 687 code for a protein of 228 amino acids.